Molecule: messenger RNA, 1308 nt
Organism: Gilbertella persicaria
Lineage: Eukaryota; Fungi; Mucoromycota; Mucoromycetes; Mucorales; Choanephoraceae
Product: DHHC palmitoyltransferase-domain-containing protein
Exons: 4
Coding region: 65-1198 (377 amino acids)
Molecular function (GO): palmitoyltransferase activity
Source: RefSeq, a predicted model, not a curated record
CCUCUUUUCUUUUCCUUUUUAUUUAUUUUUCGCUCUCCUUUUUUUCUUUGACACCUUUUUGAUCAUGUUUAGCUGGAAAAGAAUAAAAGGUCCACUGACAGUGACACUAGUAACAAUAAUGAUUUUAUUUAUCGCUUAUACAUCACAAAUAUUUGUCAUAUGGCCAUUUCUUGGACCUGUCAGUCUACAGUCAAUGCUCACAUUAGUACCACUAAACUUCUGUAUUAUCAUGUUGCUUGUAAAUUACUUUCUCACUUGUAAAACCAACCCAGGAAAAGUGCCUCAUCGUUGGAUGCCUCGACAACAAGCUUAUAUUGAAGUCAAAAAAUCAACACAUGCGCCUCGAUUUUGCAAAACAUGCAAUAAUUAUAAACCACCGAGAACUCACCAUUGUUCAUGCUGUAAUCGAUGUGUAUUGAAAAUGGAUCAUCAUUGUCCUUGGGUGAAUAAUUGUGUCGGAUUUGCAAAUUACUGUCACUUUUUUCGCUUUAUUAUCUACGUCGAUGUGAGCACCAUAUAUCUCUUUGUUCUCCUGAGCUGUAGGUUGGCUCAAAUCAUCAAGGAGAUACACAAUGGCGUUCAACCUAGUGCAUUAGAGGCAGGGUUCCUGUCUGUUAAUUUAGUCCUUACAGUCAUUGUCAUGAUUGCUGUAGGCAUUCUUAGUGGAUACCACAUCUACUGUAUCACAACCAACACAACCACCAUUGAAGGCUGGGAGAAAGGUCGAUCACUCACGGUAAAAGGAAUGGGCAGAAUACAGAAUAUCAAAUGCCCUUAUGAUCAAGGUGUCUAUAGAAACAUGCAGGCGGUUCUGGGCAAAUGGCCUCUUUUUUGGUUUUUUCCUCAACCCAUGUCUGGUGAUGGACUAGAUUUUCCCCUGAAUACCAAAAAUUUGAAUCAACCUGAUGAAGCUGCUCUUGAUGAAAAGAAUUUUUCGUCGCGUGCUGCAUUAAAUAGAUCAGCUUCAGUUAAUUCACAAUGGACAACAGCUACUGAUGUCUACCGAUUAUCUUCAACCGAACCAUUGACAGCAAAUGCUACACCUAUGAAGCCUUUAAAAACAAAAGAAAGCUUCAAUACAAUAGGAGAUGCGUCCAUUAAUACAGUACCAUUGUCUUUAAUGACGUUUUCAUCCAAUACAUCUACGCUUGUUGAUCAUCGACAAUCCAAAUCAUUUAAAGACUAUUCCGUUCUUUAAAGAAAACACUGUACAUAUAUCCACCUUAAUUGUUUAAAUCACUCUGAUGUCUUAAUGUUUAUUACUUUACCUUUUGUUUUUAUAAAGUCUGUAUUAUUGUCCGACCAAAG